UACCAAGUAUCCAGAAUUGGUGUGUACAUGAGUGCAAUGUUUUUUUAAACAGUAAACAAUGAAUGAGCAGGUGUGAGGAUACUUUUAUCCAUAUAGUGUAUUAGGGCUAAACAGCACCGUCACUGCAAUGUGGGCAUUCACUAUAGCCAUGCAUGUUGUACAUUAAUUUGCUUGGUACAAAAAGAAUAUAUUAAAUAUUAAAUAAAUAACAUACACAGAUCAUAUUUUCCCAACAUAAUCUUUUAAUAUUUUCACUUGUAUGCAUGCCCCCAAAUGUCAGUUAUACUAAAAUUGUCCAUCCUGUUGCACAGCUGUCAACAGGACCGUUUUAGUGAAAACUGGCAUUUGAUAAAAAUGUGGUUGAUGUAAAUUUGCAGACAUUUUGAUGACCUUGUUCUGUUUUAAAGAUACAUUUUUAUUUUCGACAGUUAUUUUAAUAACCAUAAUAUUUUACCACAACAGGGCGGACAGCUUAAACUUUACCUCAGCUUAGUAUUGAGACAACACGAGAAGUAUUCUGUGAAAUAAAAGGAUUAAUUUCUGAACAGCUAAAAUAAUGAAUAUCAGAUGUGCCUAUGAAACAUUAUGAAAACAUGCUUAAAAACCCAAAUCAAAGAAAACUAUAAAAUGUACAAAAGAAAACAUUCUAUAUCCUGUAUAAUUCUAAUUGCAUGUUCAUUAAGUAUAAACAAAAAUAUUUAUUGUUACUAUAUUGUUAUAGUGUUUGUAUUGUCACCGUCUAGUGAAAAAAAAAAAGUAUUUCCAUUUUUGUCGUUUUUUAGUUUACUACUGUAGGAAAAGGUCCGUCUACUGAAGCUGAACUGCUUGAAUGUUUGCACCAGGAGUGGCAUAAAGUUAUCCAAAAGCAGCGUGUAAGACUGGUGGAGAACAGGCCAAGAUGCAUAAAAACUGUGAUUUAAAAACAGGGUUUUUCCACCAAAUAUUGAUUUCUGAAUUCUAAAAAAACUUUAUGAAUAUGAACUUGUUUUCUUUGCAUUAUUUGAGGUCUGAAAGCUUUGCAUUUUUUUGUUAUUUCAGCCAUUUCUCAUUUUCUGCAAAUAAAUGCUCUAAAUUACAAUAUUUUUAUUUGGAAUUUGGGAGAAAUGUUGUCUGUAGUUUAUACACUAAAACAACAAUGUUUAUUUUACUCAAACAUAUACCUAUAAAUAGCAAAAUCAGAGAAACUGAUUCAGAAACUAAAGUGGUCUCUUAUUUUUGUUUCAGAGCUGUACUGUAGAAAAAGGGUGAUUAUAUACUGUAGGAAGCUGUGUUCAGGUGAGCUGUAUCUGGGUGAUGGUAAUGCAACGGUUAAAGCGGAGUGUUUGAAAGGAGUCGCUCUCUGUAACCACGGGCAACGGGGCGAGUUAGUUUAGUCUACCUGCGAAGUAAAACCUUCAGAAACUCAUGAGCGAGUGAGGGAUUAUUUACAGAGGAUUUUAGACGCUGUAAUAAUAAUUCUGCUUUAUUAGGAUCAUGGUGUGGUUGUAUAUUAUGAACUAAUAUUGCGUCGGCUCCGUGUGGGAAAGCUAUUAGCUGGCUAGGUUAACUAAGAAUCGAGCACUUUCUCAGUAUGUCUGGUAUCGAGCACGCCUCCAGUCAGAGCAUCAAGCCGUUCAGGUCGAGUGAAGAGUAUCUGUACGCGAUGAAGGAGGACCUGGCCGAGUGGCUGAAGGACCUGUACCGCCUGGACCUGACCGUCAACAACCUGCUGGAGCUGAUGGAGACCGGCGUGCUGCUCUGCGACCACGCCAACAACGUGACCCGGGUGGCCGAGGACUUCGGACACAAACACGGACACACACACCUGCAGCUGCCCACAUCUGGAGUUACUUUCGUCAGGUCAGCCCAGCCCGCCACCUUCCUAGCCCGGGACAACGUGUCUAAUUUCAUCAACUGGUGUCGAAAUCAGAUGUACAUUAAAGAUGUUUUAAUGUUCGAGACAGACGACCUUGUCCUACGAAAGAAUGAGAAGAAUUUUGUGCUGUGCCUUCUCGAGGUGGCCCGGCGGGCCUCUCGCUUCGGCAUGGCUGCUCCUGUCCUCAUCCAGCUUGAGCAGGAGAUUGAGGAGGAGAUCCGUGAAGAGAUGGAGAUGACUGCACAAGAUACACCACAACCUGUGGUCCAGAGAUGCUUACAGAGUACUCAGAAUCUGGAUGAGAUGGUUCAGCAUCUGAUAAGUCGUUGCACUUGUCCCACCCAGUUCCCCAUGGUGAAGAUAUCGGAGGGAAAAUAUAGAGUUGGAGACUCCAGUACUCUCAUAUUUGUGCGAAUCUUAAGGAAUCAUGUAAUGGUGAGAGUGGGCGGAGGAUGGGACACCCUGCAGCACUAUCUAGACAAGCAUGACCCCUGCCGCUGCACAUCUCUCACUCAUAAAUUGGCGCAGCGCCCAGUCACACCAGUCCAUGAGAUCAAAGCCAUGCCAUGCGGACCAGAGAGCCAGACUGGAUCUCAGACCACUCUGCUGCUAACCCGAGUCCAAUCCCCCCUGGAGCCAGUGCUCUGGACCCCUUCAGCAUCGACCAGAACUCAAAGAGCGAGUCCUCAACCCAGGCUUUCCAAAUCCCCAGAUCCAAGUUCCCGGAAUUGUCCCUCUCCUAAUAAACUGAAGGAGAAAGCAGUCAUCCUGCCUUGCAGACAGACACACUCAGAGAGUAAGGUGUUGAAGUCCACCAGCAGGAAAGGCAGAGAAUCUACUCGGGUAUCUCCCUCUCCACGUCUAACUAGCAGUCUUCCUAGACCAGCUCGCCCCUCCACCCCACCACAGCCUGAAAAACAGCGUCCCAGUACACCCCUGGUGCUCCAAAAGGUCCAGAACCAGAGCUCUCACCAGCAAGGCCCAGACAACAAGUUGAAUCAAAACUGGACAAAGUCACAGUUUGCCUUUAAACUAAGACAAACUGCCACAGCUGGGUCAAAAAGCAACCAUGAGAUGCAGUGUGUUCCAGAGAGGCUAGUUGGCUCAGUAUCAGCUAGGCCUAUCCAGUGCAUUACCCCAGUUUUACAGCAUAAUACCAACAAAAACAGUGUGAUAACUCAUCAGCCCCCCACCAUUAGCAUUCAAGAAGCGGAUGACAAUGGGAAUGCAAGGAGGAGUCCUGACUUCAUUCGCACAUUUUGCCCAUCUAAAGGGUCAAUGGGUGUUGUGUCAGGAAAAACACACACUAGAUCCCUUACACCAACAGGGAAAGGGCAUCUGGCUGGUUACUCAGACCAUUCAGCAAGAAUUACACCUUCUCCAGUUGGACAGGACAAGAAGCAAUACUUGAACCUUCCAGCACAGUCUGUACAAAUCUCGAGCAAGUCAAACUCCAAAGACACUGAUAUUCAUCCUUCUGGAAGAGUCUCUAAUAUGGAUGCGUGCAGUGGAGAGAAGGAGAUUGACAAUAGAUACCUCUUCACUCCUCCUCCAAUCACUCCCUCUCAAGAAGCUGUACUGUACCAGAGCCUUGAGGAAGAGAUACUAUCUAAUCUGCAGCAGCUCAGCAUGGACUCUGACACCAGUGACUCUGAUAAUGACCAGUACAAUACUCGCCUUGCAACUCCUCUGACCACACAAGAGAUCUCACAUGAGAUCCAGAAUCCUUCUAUCCCCCCAUCCGCUUCUGCUUCUACACCAAAUGAUGCCAAGGAGACUAGGUUUGAGGCUGUCAUUGGUGAGCUCUCGAAUGGAAAGAAGUCACUUGAGAAGGUGUCUCUUGAGAGCUGGGUGUACAAUAAUUCUAGAGGUUUCAGAGGCAAAAAGGACAUAAAUCAUACAGACACUCACUCAAGCCACUUGGACAUUUCUAAACAUUCUGUUGCCAGUUCCUGGUCAUCCCUUGGUUCUAGUAUGGAGUCAAAAGAUUCUGUCGAACCUUCCAAGGUGCCAGAAGCCAACGCAACUGUGGAGACAGAUUUGGCAUCAAGCAAUUCAUCAAACUCUGGGACUUUCAAACAGGAAAAGUCUCGAAACUCUUCUUUCCGUCAAAAAAGGUCAUUAAAAAAGCCAGAAAGAGUGCCGUCCAUAUAUAAGAUGAAACUGAAGCUUUGUAUACACCCCAGACGAGACCACAGACCUGACAAAAGACCUUCAAAGAUCCCUAAACCAGUGUCCUACAGGGGAAAUCAAUACCCGGGAGAAGCCACUCAGUCAAAGGUGCCAAAAGACAGGCUCAAUUCUCCUCGUAGAGCUUCCACCCAGAGACACCACAGGAAAAAAUUCCAAACUCCAUCUAAAUCCAGCCCCACAGCCUCGACAUGUGACAUAAAGUGCCAAGGGACUGAUCAGCAGCCUGUGAUUGAUCAGGAACUUGAAACCUGGGUUUAAAAGUUAAUAGAUUAACUUACAUAUCAUAGUUUGUGCCAUUUUUGUAUCUCAGAAAUUAGCAAUUAGCAGAUAACUCUACAUAUAACUACUACAUAUGCAAGUUUACAAGUUUUCUAUUAUGACAAAGGUACACUGUGACAGAAUUUAAUAGCGCUUAAUUCUUUUUAUACCCAUAGUGUAGUCAAUAGAAAGGGAAGCUCUAUUUUUGUGUAUGUUUUUAUAGCAUUUUUUGCAACACUAUUAUGUGCUAUAUUUAACAUGUAAAUUUGAUACUUUUCCAAAAUAACAAAUUAAAAUCUGCCAAUUUGGAACAGCUGUAUAUGAGCCUAAGGUAAACAUGGCUGGUAACUAUUUGCAUGGAAAAUGUUCCAACAUCUAUCAGGAGGUCCAGUUGGUAGAAAGCUGUGUCAUUAGUUAGCAAUUUUAGGCAGUAUACAUCUCUGGAAAAAAAUAAGAAACCGCUUUAGUUUCUGAUUUAGUUUCUCUGAUUUUGCUCUUUAUAGGUAAAUGUUUGUGUAAAAUAUACAUUGUUGUUUUAUUCUAUAAACUACGGACAACAUUUCUCACAAAUUCCAAAUAAAAAUAGUAAUUUACAGCAUUUAUUUGCAGAAAAUAAGAAAUGGCUGAAAUAACAAGAAAGAUGCAGACCUUUCAGACCUCAAAUGAUGCAAAGAAAACAAGCUUAUAUUCAUAAAGUUUUAGGAGCUCAGAAAUCAAUAUUUGGUGGAAUAACGCUGUUUUUUUAAUUACAGUUUUCAUACCUCUUGGCAUAUUUUCACACUGCUUUUGGAUAACCUUAUGCCAAAUAAAUUUAAGAGGUAUUAUAUUCCUGAGGUUUUCAUUUUGGUAAAAUCAAAGAAACACAUCAUUUUUAAGUGGUCUCUUAUUUUUUCAGAGCUGUAUUUGCACUAUUGAGAAAGGCUGUUUAGCCAGUUUACGCAUUAGCAUAUACAGUAAAUGUACCUUUAUUACGGGAUUGUUCUGUUCUAUGAAAUAAAUGAUACUGAAUAUAAGUUUUUAUUUCUUAUACUGGGACAAGCACUACCUUACGUUCAGAACAAAGAAAAGGCACAUUUUAUGGAGGACAAUGAACGUAAUAAAGUUUUAUGGCUCUGAAAAA
Molecule: messenger RNA, 5426 nt
Organism: Astyanax mexicanus (Mexican tetra)
Lineage: Eukaryota; Metazoa; Chordata; Actinopteri; Characiformes; Acestrorhamphidae
Product: GAS2-like protein 2A
Exons: 7
Coding region: 1571-4306 (911 amino acids)
Biological process (GO): microtubule bundle formation; actin crosslink formation; regulation of microtubule polymerization or depolymerization
Cellular component (GO): microtubule plus-end; stress fiber; actin filament
Molecular function (GO): actin filament binding; microtubule binding; cytoskeletal adaptor activity
Source: RefSeq, a predicted model, not a curated record